UGUUCUGCACCUCAGGAGGGAAUUCAGCCUCAGUGAUGUCCAUGAGGCCUGUCCCAGGCUCUCUAUCUUCUCUGCUCCAUCUUCACAACAGACAGAGACAGCCCAUGCCAGCCUCCAUGCCCGGGACCCUGCCCAACCCUACGAUGCCGGGCUCUUCCGCCGUCUUGAUGCCAAUGGAGAGACAAAUGUCAGUGAACUCCAACCUCCUGGGAAUGCAAGGUCCAAAUCUCAGCAACCCCUGUGCUUCUCCCCAAGUCCAGCCAAUGCAUUCAGAAGCCAAAAUGAGGUUGAAGGCUGCGUUGACUCACCACCCUGCUGCCAUGUCAAAUGGGAACAUGAACACCAUGGGACACAUGAUGGAAAUGAUGGGCUCCCGGCAGGACCAGACGCCGCACCAUCACAUGCACUCACACCCGCAUCAGCACCAGACGCUGCCAGCCCAUCACCCCUACCCACACCAGCACCAGCACCCAGCACACCAUCCUCACCCUCAGCCCCAUCACCAGCAGAAUCACCCGCAUCAUCAUUCCCACUCCCACCUUCAUGCACACCCAGCACAUCACCAGACCUCGCCACACCCACCCCUGCACUCCGGCAACCAAGCACAGGUUUCACCAGCGACACAACAGAUGCAGCCCACCCAGACAAUACAGCCGCCGCAGCCCACAGGGGGGCGCCGGCGAAGGGUGGUGGAUGAGGAUCCCGACGAGAGGCGGCGGAAAUUUCUGGAACGGAACCGGGCAGCCGCCACCCGCUGCAGACAGAAGAGGAAGGUCUGGGUGAUGUCACUGGAAAAGAAAGCAGAAGAACUCACCCAGACAAACAUGCAGCUUCAGAAUGAAGUGUCCAUGUUGAAAAACGAGGUGGCACAGCUGAAACAGCUGUUGUUGACGCAUAAAGACUGCCCCAUAACAGCCAUGCAGAAAGAAUCACAAGGAUAUCUAAGUCCAGAGAGUAGCCCUCCCGCAAGCCCCGUCCCCACGUGCUCUCAGCAACAGGUCAUCCAGCAUAACACCAUCACCACUUCCUCGGCUGUCAGCGAGGUGGUAGGAAGCUCUACCCUCAGUCAGCUCACCACUCACAGAACAGACCUGAAUCCAAUUCUCUAAAAUCCGAGGGUCAGACCUUGCCUCCAAGAAGAGCUGUCGCAUAUCCUGCGUCCUUUCUUUUAAGGGCAUUUUUAGAAUUAACUCAGACCUGGAAGACUCCUCAGCCCUUCAAAGACUGGCUUUCAUUUUUAUAGUUAUUAUGGAAAUGUUGUCUUUUAUACUUAGUUAUAUAAAAAAAAGGGAGUUAUGCAAUUAAUAAUCUAUCAGCUUGGGAAAUGCUUUGGUGCUUUUCUCCAAUUUUCUGGUACCAGUUACUUGUUUAUAAACUGAACUCUUUCUGUAUAUAGUCAUGGUUUCAUUCUUAUCAGUCCGACCCUUUGCCUGAAAUGUUGAAUCUUGUUAAACCGCAGCUUUUAGCCAAAAUGAGGCAUACCUAGAUGUCCAGUAAACAGAUUGCAAGGCAAUUGCGGGAGAAGUCUGAUGAUGUCAUAGCUCAUGUUGCGUUUGUGCUGUGAUGUCACCAGAAUCCCAGAUAAACACAGAGCCUUUUCCACAACUCUGUUUCUCUUACUAUAAAAAAAGUAUAAGCUCCAUUGACGUCCAAAUAAAAUCAGCAAGCAUCUCACCACCUCUCUUCCUCCUCUUGGUCCACUUCCUUGAGGAAUUUUCCUUUCCAUUUCCACUUUUACCUGAGCUCCCUCUAUUUUUACUUUCUUGGGUUUUAUUUUUCCCCUUUAGCAUUGCAUGUAAGGAAGAAAAUACUGUUUAAAGGAAAAAAAUAAAAGCUCAUGUGGACCUAGCCAUGGCUUUCCUUGCCCCUGACCCACAGCUGGAGUUCAUUCAACUCUUGCUUUUACAAAAUAGUAACUGGGAGAUGUUUAAUGUGCCUGAUUUAAUGUUUUUAAUAAUCAGAGCAAAUAAAAGGUGGCUUAGCCAUAGGUGAAGCACGGUUGAAUGCCAGCUGUGGAGACACUGGGGAAGGGAGCUUUCUAAGCCUCAAUUGUGAAAGUCCAAAUUAGGAUGCAGGGCUAUAACAUCACACCCUUGAAUUACACCUGGUUUUAUAUGGCCCGUCUAUAAUGUUGAAAAUCCAUGUACUAUAUAGUAAUUCAGAAGGGCUGUAUUCACUACACAGAUUACAUUGUUCAGUCAUCAGCUGCUAAUAGCCUAAGAUUUAUUAUUAUUUUUUUCUUAAGCCUAUGGAACUGUCUUUGCUGUUCUGGUGGGUGAAAAUAGACGACCUACUGGAGGAACAAAGAGAGAAAGAAAACCUCGUGUUUCCAUAGAGGUGCUUUCAGCCCUCCCACAGCAGUGAAAGCACUCUUUGGCUGCUGAAAGAAUCCCAUGGAUGUGGCUACUCUGCUCUUCUGAAUAAUUCCGAUUUAUAUUUUCAGCAGCUUUCCUGGACUUGCCCAUUAUAAAAAAGUAGAUAGUCCGAACAAGCAGUUGUACCUCCUUGAAACAAGCCAUUCUACUGUGCUAAGGUUUUAAUAUCACAUCUCACAAAUAACAGGGGCUAAUGUUUUUCUCUAGUGGUCUAGGCAGGUGCUGGUGUUUCAUCUCCAUUUGAAUGCUUGACCUCUGAACGUGUGUGUGUGUGUGUGUGUGUGUGUGUGUGCGCGUGUGAGAGAGAGAGAGAG
Molecule: messenger RNA, 2689 nt
Organism: Hippopotamus amphibius kiboko
Lineage: Eukaryota; Metazoa; Chordata; Mammalia; Artiodactyla; Hippopotamidae
Gene: CREB5
Product: cAMP responsive element binding protein 5
Exons: 7
Coding region: 36-1109 (357 amino acids)
Biological process (GO): regulation of transcription by RNA polymerase II
Molecular function (GO): DNA-binding transcription factor activity, RNA polymerase II-specific; cAMP response element binding
Source: RefSeq, a predicted model, not a curated record